Messenger RNA from [Torrubiella] hemipterigena, 861 nucleotides. Lineage: Eukaryota; Fungi; Ascomycota; Sordariomycetes; Hypocreales; Clavicipitaceae. The record is from the annotation of a GenBank genome assembly.
AUGGACUUUACCGACCAAUAUCCCUUCCCGCAGCAGGCGUUCAACGCAGGUGUCAUGAACAUCCCGCCCCUGACGCCUUCCCAUUCACAGUCCGCGCCAUCCGAAGACUUCACCUCGCCUCCUGACAACACAUUCACGCAGCUCGGCGCCGACUUUACAAAUUUCGACUACACCCAGGGCCUCGGGGCCAGCGCCUUUCCUGGCCCUCCUACGCCGCCUAACGCCUACUCGCAAAAGAACGGCGGCCCUGCGAUGAAUGCGUCCCCCGAGGACAGCGGCGCCCGUGGCGGCAGCGAAGAAGACGACUUGACGCCCGCCCAGUCGCGGCGUAAAGCACAGAACCGAGCCGCCCAACGAGCCUUCCGCGAACGCAAGGAGCGCCACGUCAAAGACCUCGAAGCCAAGCUCGCCUCCAUGGAGGCCGCGCAGCAGGAAACAAGCCUCGAGAACGAGCGUCUGAAGCGCGACCUGCAGAAGAUGUCGACGGAGAACGAGAUCCUGCGUGCCACGUCCGGUGCGUCGCCGCAGAUCCUCUCGCGCCCGGAGCCGGCCACCACGGGGCCCAUGUCCUACAAGCCCACAGACUUUUACUCGGACGUGCUCAAGGGCCACGAGAACCAGACGCCGUCGCACCGCAUCGUGGUCUCCUCGACAGGGGAGCGUCUGUAUGCCGCGGGCGCUACGUGGGACUUUAUCAUCGGACAUGACCUGUAUAAGAGGGGUCUUGUGAAUGUUGGCGAUGUGAGUGAGCGUCUCAAGGCGUUUGCGACGUGCGAUGGACAGGGUCCUGUGUUUCCGGAGCGUGCGAUUGUGAGCGCUAUUGAGCAGAGCGUGGCGAGCGGCUCAGACGAUUUGCUCUAA